AUGUUCCAAAAUCGAUGGGUGACUGGUCUAGAUCAGGAUACCUCCGCUAUCUGGCAUCGACUUGAGCCUGCUUUCAGACUUGCCUCGCGUUUCUUGACCGAAGACUACUGCCUGCUCUGGUUCAGCCAUCUAACGUUUGGAGAACGAACUUAUCGCACCUCUCCCUCGCCGGGGACGUGGGUUCAGACCACAAGCUACUCAGUCAGCGCACCAGCGAUCGCGCAGGUCAAGGUGAAUCUGCAGGAAUUGGGAGAAGUUAUCACUUUCAUGUUUUCGCCUCGCGCCUCCACCUGCGAGGUCUACGGUGUAACAUAUCUGCACAAAUCCAUGAUGCCUUGGUUCAAGAGCUAUCGUCCUCAAGACUGGCCUACGACACACGAAAAAUACCGCUCUCCCCGCUACCGCCAUGCUCGACCCAGCAUCUCCAUGAACGCGGACUUCCAAAAAUACUUCAAAAACAACUACUCAACAUCGAUUCUCGCCGAGCAAUACAGAGCGUGGUUCUCUUUUGCUGCCACAAUCGUCCACGAAAUCGGGCAUGCAUACGAAUUCUGGCUCCAUAAUGCUCAAUAUGGUGAUGAGCCGUUCUGCAGUCGCUACGACAAGAAUGCUGAGCUUGGUUUCUCAUGGGAGACAUCCGUCAUUGGCCGUAUCACUAAUCCCAUGAACAAUUUAAUACAUGAUGGGAUUAAACAACUCUUCUCCAUCAAGGUAGAAGAGUACACUACUUCUUCAGAGCGUGAGCGUGCAUUCCGGAUUCUGAACAUCUAUACAGGGGCCCCCUACGCACCUAUCAACCCUACUGCCCAUGGACAGCGUGCCUGGCCACUUCUUGGUCCUGGUCAGUUCCGCGGUAAGGAGUUCUUCUUCGCGAACGAUGGACGAGAGGAUGUCAAAUUCGUUGCUCGCAUACAGGCCAUUCCUCUAGAAUGGGUCGUGAACUGGUUUCAGGAGGCGGAGUGGUCCAACAGACGUCGACUCUGGGAGCGGGAAAGUUGUCACACCACACCCCCGAUUGGUGAGAGUUUCACGAUCAUGUACGAGAGAUACGGCAGUGGUGCUCAGGUCCAGCGCCAGCUCAACCUCAACAUUGCGGCCGACGCACACAUCUAUCAACAACAGUGGGCGCAAGGAUCAAUAUAG
Dothidotthia symphoricarpi CBS 119687 is the source of this 1143-nucleotide messenger RNA. RefSeq lists its product as uncharacterized. The record is from RefSeq and is a predicted model, not a curated record. Bases 1 to 1143 code for a protein of 380 amino acids. Lineage: Eukaryota; Fungi; Ascomycota; Dothideomycetes; Pleosporales; Dothidotthiaceae. The transcript has a single exon.